Molecule: messenger RNA, 447 nt
Organism: Naumovozyma castellii
Lineage: Eukaryota; Fungi; Ascomycota; Saccharomycetes; Saccharomycetales; Saccharomycetaceae
Gene: HNT1
Product: adenosine 5'-monophosphoramidase
Exons: 2
Coding region: 1-447 (148 amino acids)
Source: RefSeq, a predicted model, not a curated record
AUGUCAGCUCCAGUUGUUCACGAUGCCGCUUGUAUCUUUUGCAAGAUCAUAAAGGGUGAUAUUCCAUCUUUCAAAUUGAUCGAAACCAAAUACACAUUCUCCUUCUUGGAUAUUCAGCCAACCGCUCAAGGUCAUGCAUUGAUUAUCCCCAAAUAUCACGGUGCCAAAUUGCAUAAUAUUCCCGAUGAAUACCUAACCGACAUCUUACCAGUUACUAAGAAGAUCGCUAAGGCAUUGGGUUUGGAAAAAGACGAUGUGGGGUACAAUGUCUUGCAAAACAAUGGUAAGAUCGCUCAUCAAGAGGUGGACCAUGUGCAUUUCCAUUUGAUUCCAAAGAGAGACAAAGAAACUGGGUUGAUUGUCGGAUGGCCUGCACAAGAAACAGACUUCGAGAAAUUGGGCAAGUAUCAUAAGGAAGUGCUUGCAAAGUUGGAACACUCUAAUUAA